Messenger RNA from Microthlaspi erraticum, 2295 nucleotides. Lineage: Eukaryota; Viridiplantae; Streptophyta; Magnoliopsida; Brassicales; Brassicaceae. The record is from the annotation of a GenBank genome assembly.
AUGGAUUCCGAGCAAUCUGGUCAGAAUACAGAGCUUUAUCCUCCUCCUUCCUCCGAAACAGCUUCCCUCGCUUCUGAUCACCCAAAUCCGCAGAUUUCUGCUCCUGAAGCUUUAAACGGUGCUUCUCCCCCUGUGACCGAUACCAACGGUUCGUUAGCAAAGCCUGAAUUCCUUCGCCCUCUGUUAUCGGAGAACGGAGUUAGCAAGACUUUGAGUGGCAACGAUAAGGACCAAUCCGGUGGUGAGGAGGAGACCACAAGCCGGAGGAAGCGCCGUAGCCGGUGGGAUCCUCCUCCUUCCGAGUCGACUAAUAACACCAGCGCGGACGGUGGUGAUUCCGGUACUGGGACCAGGAAGCGUAAGUCGAGAUGGGCGGAUGAUGAGCCGAAACCGGUGAUCCAGUUGCCUGAUUUCAUGAAGGAUUUCACGGGAGGUAUCGAGUUCGAUCCCGAGAUUCAGGCGUUGAAUAGUAGGUUGCUUGAGAUUAGUAGGAUGUUGCAGUCUGGUGUGGCAUUGGAUGAUAGACCCGAGGGACAGAGGUCUCCUUCACCGGAACCUGUCUAUGAUAACAUGGGAAUUAGGAUAAAUACUAGGGAGUACAGAGCUAGAGAGAGGCUGAAUCGAGAAAGACAAGAGAUCAUUUCUCAGAUUAUCAAGAAGAAUCCGGCUUUUAAACCUCCGGCGGAUUAUAGACCUCCCAAGUUACAGAAGAAGCUGUUCAUUCCGAUGAAGGAUUUUCCAGGCUACAACUUCAUUGGUCUUAUAAUCGGUCCCAGGGGUAAUACUCAGAAGAGAAUGGAGAGGGAGACAGGUGCUAAGAUUGUGAUUCGAGGUAAAGGGUCUGUUAAAGAAGGUAGGCUCCAGCAGAAGAAGGAUUUGAAGUAUGAUCCUUCAGAGAAUGAGGACUUGCAUGUUUUAGUUGAGGCUGACACUCAGGAAGCGCUUGAAGCUGCUGCUGGUAUGGUUGAGAAGCUACUGCAACCUGUUGAUGAGGUGCUGAACGAACACAAGAGGCAACAGCUCAGGGAACUUGCCACCUUGAAUGGAACGAUAAGGGAUGAAGAGUUCUGUAGGCUGUGUGGUGAGCCAGGGCAUAGACAGUAUGCAUGCCCUUCUCGUACAAAUACCUUUAAGAGUGAUGUUCUGUGCAAGAUUUGUGGUGAUGGUGGACACCCUACGAUUGAUUGUCCUGUGAAGGGUACCACUGGGAAGAAAAUGGAUGAUGAGUAUCAGAACUUCUUGGCAGAAUUAGGAGGAACGGUCCCUGAGUCUUCUCUCAAGCAGGGUAGUACUACUUUGGCUCUUGGUCCGGGAAGUUCGGAAAGUAAUCCUCCAUGGUCUAACAAUGCAGGGAAUGGGGCUAGUGCGCAUCCUGGUUUGGGGUCAACUCUGAUCAAACCCUCCAAAGAAUAUGACGAAACAAAUCUGUACAUUGGGUUCUUACCUCCGAUGCUUGAAGACGAUGGUUUGAUUAAUCUCUUUUCACCCUUUGGUGAGAUUGUGAUGGCAAAGGUGAUCAAGGACCGUAUGUCUGGCAUGAGCAGAGGAUAUGGUUUUGUCAAGUACGCUGAUGUCCAGAUGGCCAAUACUGCUAUACAGGCAAUGAAUGGUCAUCGUUUAGAUGGUAAAACACUCGCUGUCAGGAUCGCAGGUAAACAGCCACCGCCUCCUGGACCCCCAGCACCUCAACCACCGAGUCAAGCUUAUCCUCCUUCAAACCAGCCGCCUGGUGCCUAUCCUCCUCAACAGUAUCCCCCUGGUGGGCAAAUGCCAAAUCCUCCCUAUUCAACCGCUCCGGUUCCUUGGGGUCCUCCUCCUGUUCCUUCCUAUUCUCCAUAUGCUCCUCCUCCUCCUCCACCUCCUGGUUCUUAUCAACAUAUGCCUCCUUAUGGAAUGCACUACCCACCACCACCUCCUCCUCCUGUGACACAAGCUCCUCCACCUGGCACUGCUUCUAGUGAAAGCUUUCCACCAGGCGUACAAGCAGACAAUGGUGCUCCUGCCUCAUCUUUGCCACCAAAUGUCUAUGGACAGCCUCCGUAUAUGGGUUAUCAGUCUUAUUACAAUGCUGUUCCACCUCCACCACCUCCAGUACCGGUCUCGUCUGCUGAUCACUCACAGGGUCUAGGUAAUCCACCAUGGGCACCUAAUCCUCCCAUGCCACCUUCUGUUGGAUAUUCGCAGAGCAUGGGGAACGUACCAUGGGCUCCCAAGCCUCCGGCACAGCCACCUGCAGAGAAUCCGUCCCCUGUUGGAGAUUCUGAGUAUGACAAGUUCAUGAAUGAGAUGAAGUAG